This is a messenger RNA of Zophobas morio, 1361 nucleotides long. Its product is annotated as aldo-keto reductase AKR2E4-like. Gene Ontology annotation, molecular function: aldose reductase (NADPH) activity. Gene Ontology annotation, cellular component: cytosol. The transcript has 4 exons. The coding region runs from base 311 to 1351 and encodes 346 amino acids. The record is from RefSeq and is a predicted model, not a curated record. NCBI's taxonomy places the organism in Eukaryota, Metazoa, Arthropoda, Insecta, Coleoptera, Tenebrionidae.
AUGUUUUUGUUUUGUCUAGUUUUGUUGCAAUUUUUUUAUUCGUGAUUAUUUCCUCAAUAAACAGUUUGUUUAAAUUUAAGUUUAAGAUAAUACUAAACUACACUGUUAAAAGCAAACUUUUGAGUUGCAUGCGUCCUUGACUUGUCAGUUCGUUAAAAAAAAUAGAAUGACAAAAUGUCACUAACUUUUAUUCUAUUAGGCAACCAACAAUACACCGAUUUUAAAUCGUCCAGUCUGCUUUAAUGUAAUCAAGUGGUUACAAGUUACAAUAAAUCUGACGUAAGUAGUACUUUACCGAAAUUAGUUACUAAUGGAACAAAAAGCAGUAGCGUCCGCAACAGUUAGACCGCAGGAAACAAUAACAUUGAAUAACAGUAUGAAAAUACCAGUUGUGGGUUUGGGAACAUACAAGUCUGACAAAAAACAAGUCCAGCACGCUAUAAGUGAUGCCAUUGAUGCUGGGUAUCGCCACUUCGAUUGUGCUUGGCUUUAUGGCAACGAAGACGAGGUUGGACAAGCUUUACAUUCCAAAAUAGAUGGUGGAUUGGUCCAACGUGAAGAUUUAUUUAUUACAAGCAAACUAUGGAAUAAUUUUCAUGAAAAAAGUAAAGUUAUACCAAUGCUGGAGGAAAGUCUGGGCAGUUUAGGGCUGCAUUAUGUUGACUUGUACCUCAUAAACUGGCCUUUUGGGUUUAAGGAAAACGCACCCUUGUGCCCAACCAACCACCCCGAGAAAUCUUACAGUAACGUCGACUACUUGGAAACGUGGGAAGGCAUGGAAAACUGCGUCAAGCAGGGUCUGGCGAAGAGCAUCGGCGUAUCGAAUUUCAACCCACAACAAAUCACUCGCUUGCUGGACCACUGCAAAAUUAAACCUGUGGUCAACCAGGUGGAGGUCACUCCAAACUUAAACCAAAAAGAUCUGAUUAAAUUUUGUAAAGAACAUGAAAUUGUAGUCACUGGUUACGCCCCUCUGGGACGCAGCGCCCAUCACGGGACCUCCGGUGGUCCAACGCCUACGAUGUUGGACCCGAAAGUGAUACAAAUAGGCGAAAAAUACAAAAAGAGUGCAGCUCAAGUGGUCUUGAACUAUUUGGUAAUAAUUUGUUACAGGUUGUUUGUUUCACAAAGUGCUAUUGUAGGUUUCUUUGGGGAUCUCUGUGGUCCCAAGGUCUGUGCACAAGUCGCACAUUUGCGAAAAUAUCAACAUUUUCGACUUUACUUUGGCGCCCGCGGACGUCGCCUACUUGGAUUCGCUCAACAAGAACCAGAGAGUUGUUACCAUGAGCGAGUUUUCCUCGCACCCACACUACAGUUUUUGAUUGUUAAUCAAGUUCGUCCCUAUUGCUAAUAAACAAUUG